Aspergillus udagawae is the source of this 1800-nucleotide messenger RNA. RefSeq lists its product as uncharacterized. The coding region runs from base 1 to 1800 and encodes 599 amino acids. The record is from RefSeq and is a predicted model, not a curated record. The transcript has a single exon. Lineage: Eukaryota; Fungi; Ascomycota; Eurotiomycetes; Eurotiales; Aspergillaceae.
AUGCAGCGUGUUCAGGGCCUCUGGCCCAUCACGCGCCCUAUAUUCAGUUCGCGGUCGGCUGCCAUCGCAGUGGUAGUACCAACUCGACCGCUAUCAACGACAGCAACGAGGCACAAUGCAACAUCCGAACCACAUGUUGACGAAGUGACCGAUGUGUUGAUUAUUGGCUCUGGAGCUGGCGCCCUCACGGCCAGCCUGCGAGCAACAAAACUCGGCCUACGCAACAUUGUUGUCGAGAAAGAAGAAAUAAUUGGGGGCGCCUCAGCUAUAUCGGGCGGAGGGCUGUGGAUUCCCUGUAACCCUGUUUCUAGGGCGGCUGGGAUCCAUGACUCGGAAGAAAAAGCCAUGUUAUACUUCGAACAAGCCGUUGGAGAGGUUGGUCCGGCUUCAUCUAUCGAGAAAAGGAAAGCCUACAUCACCAAUGGACCCAAGAUGGUCGAAUUUCUUCAACAACAAGGGUUCCAAUUCCACUUUGCUAGAGGCUAUCCUGACUAUUACCCAGCCAUGUCAGGCGCAAUGGGCCAGGGCGGCGGUCGAACCAUAGAAACUAAGCCUUUCAACGUCAAUAAGCUCAAAGACUGGCAGUCCAAACUGCCCCCUACCCUAGUCCCUGUGGCUAUCCAUACCAACGACGUGCCUGUAUUUGCACGAGCCACUUCUUCUUUGAGUGCUUUCUUUUAUGCCUUUCGCAAAAUUCUACCACUCGUCGCCAAAGCGCUCGCAGGCCAGAAGCUCGCCAGCAUGGGACGAGGCUUGGUAGCGCAGCUGUUGUAUCUAAACCUCAAGCAUCAGGGUGGUGAUAUCCGCAUCAGAACAAGCCUCUCCAGUCUCAUCCAGAGUCCAGCGGGCGAUGUACUGGGUGCCCAAGUCAGGUCGCCUGAAGGUUUGAGAAGCAUUCGAGCAACGCGAGGAGUGGUCCUCGCUGCAGGGGGAUUUGCACACAACCGUGAGAUGCGACAGCGUUUCAUGCCCCAGCCGGCCAGCACUGAGUGGACAAACUCACCCGCGGGAGACACAGGCGAUGCUAUUCAAGAAGGUAUGCGCAUCGGCGCAAAGACAGCAUUACUGGAUGAUGCCUGGUGGGGGCCCACUGUGGUCGAUCCCGUUAGUGGACAGAAUUCUUUUGCCUUGAUAGAACGGGCACAGCCGCAUUCUUUUAUUGUGGAUUCAACCGGCAGUCGUUUCAUGAACGAGGCCCAGAGUUACACCGACGCAGGCCACGAUCAGUAUGCUCGAAACCAGCAGGUCAAGGCUAUUCCUGCCUGGCUUAUCAUUGAUUCAAACCAUCGCAAUAAAUAUAUGCUCGCAGGGCUGUUUCCACGGGUCAAACCCUCAAAAAAGGCUCUAUCUGAAGGCAAGAUUUUCCAGGCUGCAUCUAUCAAAGACUUGGCACGUCAGAUCGGCGUAGAUGCAGUAGGCCUAUCUUCUACUACCGAACGCUUUAACAACAUGUGCAUCAAGGGGGUUGACGAGGACUUUGGAAGAGGCACUUGUGCUUAUGACCAGUUCUUCGGUGAUCCCACUUGCCGCCCUAAUCCAAAUCUAGGCCCUCUGAAUAAAGCACCGUAUUACGCGAUAAGGAUCUGGCCUGGGGACCUCGGGACAAAGGGAGGACUCGUGACUGACGAGUUCCAACGAGUACUCAAUCAACAAUUGCGGCCGAUUUCUGGCCUCUUUGCCAUUGGCAAUACAGCAGCUAGCAUUAUGGGACGUACUUAUCUAGGCGCCGGGUCAACUCUGGGACCGGCAAUGACACAUGGAUAUAUUGUGGCUAGCUACCUAGCUGGCUUGAGCUCUUAG